Limanda limanda (common dab) is the source of this 2119-nucleotide messenger RNA. It is a transcript of the gene dnajc11a, whose product is annotated as DnaJ (Hsp40) homolog, subfamily C, member 11a. The transcript is spliced from 16 exons. The record is from RefSeq and is a predicted model, not a curated record. Bases 3 to 1682 code for a protein of 559 amino acids. Lineage: Eukaryota; Metazoa; Chordata; Actinopteri; Pleuronectiformes; Pleuronectidae. Gene Ontology annotation, biological process: cristae formation.
ACAUGGCGUCUUCCUUGGACGAGGAUGAGAUCGACAGUGAUGAUUUCUACUCUUUGCUGAACGUCCGGAGAGAGGCUACACAGGAUGAACUGAAGCAAGCGUACAGGCGGUUAUGCAUGCUCUAUCAUCCAGACAAACACCGGGACCCUGAGCUAAAAGUCCAAGCAGAACAGCUGUUUAACCUCGUACAUGAAGCUUAUGAAGUGCUCCGUGAUCCACAGUCACGGGCUAUCUAUGAUAUCUAUGGCAAGCGAGGACUCGAUGUUGAAGGAUGGGAGGUGGUGGAGAGGAAGAGAACCCCUGCAGAGAUCCGAGAAGAGUAUGAGCGUCUUCAGAUAGAGCGAGAAGAGAGAAGACUUCAGCAAAGGACCAACCCAAAGGGAACGAUUAGUGUGGGUAUCGAUGCCACGGACCUCUUUGACAGAUAUGAGGAGGACUAUGAGGAUGAGGCCGGAGGGGGAGUCCCACACGUGGAGAUCAACAAGAUGCACAUAUCACAAUCCAUAGAGGCUCCUCUCACUACAAAAGACACAGCCGUUUUGUCCGGCUCCCUGUCGACCCACAAUGGAAAUGGAGGUGGCAACAUUAACUUGGCCUUGAGAAGAGUCACCUCGGCGAAGGGCUGGGGAGAGGUAGAGUUAGGUGCUGGAGACACCCACGGACCUCUCUUAGGGAUGAAGAUAUUCCGAAACUUAACACCUCGAUGCUUUGUGACGGCUCAGUGCGGCCUGCAGUUCUCAUCUCGAGGCGUGCGUCCCGGGGUCACCACGGUUCUGGCCCGUCACCUAGACAAGAACACUAUGGGCUACCUGCAGUGGCGGUGGGGGAUCCAGUCCUCUAUGAACACCAGCAUCGUCAGGGACACCAAGAGCAGCCAUUUCACCUUCGCAGUGCAGAUUGGCAUUCCUCAAACUUUUAUGAUGAUGAGCUACCAGUACAAGUUCCAAGAUGACGAUCAGACGAAGAUUAAAGGCUCCGUAAAAUCCGGUUUCUUCGGCACCGUGGUGGAGUACGGUAUUGAGAGGAAGAUCAGUCGACACAGCGUCCUGGGGGCCACCGUCAGUGUGGGAGUGCCUCAAGGUGUCUCCCUCAAGAUCAAACUAAACAGAGCCAGCCAGACGUACUUCUUCCCGAUUCACCUGACCGACCAGCUGCUGCCGAGUGCUGUAUUUUAUGCCACAGUUGGACCAUUGGUUUUCUACCUCGCCAUCCAGCGGCUUGUUAUCCGGCCUUACGUGCGGGCCCAGAAGGAGGAAGACUUGGAGAAGCACCGGGAGAGCUCGGCCUCUAAUAUUGCCAGAAAAAAACAGGAAGCAGAAGGAGCAGUCUUGCUCAUGCAGGAGUCUGUGCGCAGGAUAAUUGAAACUGAGGAGUCCAGAAUGGGUCUCAUCAUCCUCAACGCCUGGUACGGCAAGUUUGUGACGGACAACAGUAGAAGACACGAGAGGGCAAAGGUCAUUGACGUGACCGUGCCCUUGCAGUGUCUGGUGAAGGAUUCAAAACUCAUCCUCACCGAGGCCACAAAGUCUGGACUCCCUGGCUUCUACGACCCCUGUGUGGGGGAGGAGAAGAGCCUAAAGGUGCUGUAUCAGUUCCGUGGAGUCAUGCAUCAAGUCCUGUCAGGAGACUCGGAGCCACUCAGGAUACCAAAGCAAUCUCACAGGAUCGACGCCGACACAUAGGAGGAGCCCCUCCGCUGACCAAAAGGACUCAACUCUGGGCUGUGGAUAAUGAAGCUGGAUGAACGUGUCCUGGAUGCGACAUUGGUUUAAGUCCCUGUUACUCAGAAAUUGUUCAUUUACCUUUUUUGUCUUUAUAUUCAUUUAAAUAAGCAGAGCGGAGAAUGAGCGUCACAGACUGGGCUGAUCAUAAGUCAGUAUCCACAGACAGGGUUGUGGCCUGCUUGAAAUUCUAAUGUGACUCCAAAAUCAAUGGCUACCUACCAUCCUACUUCUCAGGGCUCAGAGCCUCCCUGGUAUCCAUUCAUUUUUGGUAUCGCUUGUAAUUUAUGAUCGAGUUCUAUGUACUGUAUUGUACAUAGACUGCAGUGCCUAUGUGAUUGAAGACAUGAAUGCACCUCUGUGUAUUUGCCAUAUUAUUAAAAAAGAAGUCUCUCUAA